This is a messenger RNA of Closterium sp. Yama58-4, 930 nucleotides long. NCBI's taxonomy places the organism in Eukaryota, Viridiplantae, Streptophyta, Zygnematophyceae, Desmidiales, Closteriaceae. The record is from the annotation of a GenBank genome assembly.
AUGGACAAUAAUGCGGCUGCUUCUAUGGGGGACAAGGACAAUAAUGCAGCUGCUUCUAAUGGGAAUGCAGAGGAUAGAGCUGCUGAGCUGGUUGCGGGCGAGGAGGGGAAGAUGGUUAAGGAUAAUAUUGCAGCAGAUAGUAACGGGAACGUGGGAGGUGCAGACAAACAUGGCAUUGCAGCAGCUGAUAACGGGGAUGAGGGCGGAGGGAUAGUCCAAGCUGAGUACGGCAACCUUGGCUUGAAGGCUUCUGCUCGCUUUCCUGUGGAAGGAGACGCAGGCAGCCCCGUGAGUCAGGCCAUGGAGGAGGAGAAGGAACGGGAGGAGGCGAGUAGGGAUGGCAAGGGAGGGGAUGAUGUGGAGGAUGGGCAGGAGGGAGGGGAUGAUGUGGCGGAUGGGCAGGGGGGAGGGGAUGAUGUGGAGAUGGCAGAAGCGGGUGUGAAGCCGACAUUCGAGGCGUGGCUGCCUGGGGAUGGGGCGGAGGAGGGCUCGUUUGAGACCCAGCAGACAAGGGAUGUGAUGCAUGUGGACGCGGAUGAGUCUGCUGCUGCCCUUGCGGAUGUGCCAGCAGCUCCCUUAGCCGAUGUGCCUAUGGCUUUCGAGACAUCUCAGAAGUUGAUUGACACGCAGCCGACAAGGGCUGUGACACACAUGGACGCGCGUGAUUGUGUUGCUGCUGCCCUUGCGGCGGAUGUGUCUGAAGCUCCUUCUGCGGAUGGCCCCAUGGCUCUGGAUGGGCAUGCAGGCAACGUAGGUGAGGUGGAGGGAGAAAGGGAGGCGGUGGGAGGAAAGGAGGUGGAGAGAGAGGAGGAGGUGGAGGGAGAGGAGGAGGUGGAGGGAGAGGCGGAGGUGGAGGGAGAGGAGGAGGUGGAGGGAGAGGAGGAGGUGGAGGGAGAGGAGGAGGAGGGCGGAGAGGGGGGGGGGUUAUGA